Messenger RNA from Stegastes partitus (bicolor damselfish), 1171 nucleotides. RefSeq names its product transcription elongation factor A (SII), 2 (gene tcea2). Bases 173 to 1171 code for a protein of 332 amino acids. Gene Ontology annotation, cellular component: nucleus. Gene Ontology annotation, molecular function: zinc ion binding; nucleic acid binding. Lineage: Eukaryota; Metazoa; Chordata; Actinopteri; Pomacentridae. Gene Ontology annotation, biological process: DNA-templated transcription; transcription elongation by RNA polymerase II. The record is from RefSeq and is a predicted model, not a curated record. The transcript has 9 exons.
GGCAGCAGCUGGGGCAGAAGGAGACAGACAGACGGACGGACAGACAGCCUGAAGAGAAGCAAAGGGACAGAGUCUGGGAGAGUUUAGUGGGUUUUUUUUUCUUCCCUUCUUCCACAUCAAUGGAGGUUUUCUCCGCAGCACAGGAGCACAACAAGUGACAAAUCCGCUCGACAUGGCCAAAGAUCAGGAAGUGGAGCGCAUCGCCAAAAAGCUGGAUAAAAUGGUGCACAAGAAGAACACGGAUGGGGCUCUUGACUUGCUGAGGGAACUAAAGAGCAUCAAGAUGUCUCUGGAGACCCUGCAGUCGACGAGAGUUGGGAUGUCGGUGAACGCGGUGAGGAAACAGAGUUCAGAUGAAGAAGUUCAGACUCUGGCCAAAGUGCUCAUCAAGUCCUGGAAGAAACUGCUCGACGGUUCGGAGGGGAAGCCUGAAGAGAAGGAGAAGAAGAAGGACGGCUCUCCGGUGAGAUCGUCGUCCACCUCCAAGGACUCUGGCAGCAGUGAGAACAGUAAAAAGCCCGGGGAGACCCCCACCACCCCAACAACCCCAACAACCCCGACCACUCCCACCACUCCAACCACUCCCACCCUCGCCCCUCGGUUCACCACCUUCCCCCCGGCCCCCGUCACGACUGACAGCGUGCGAACCAAGUGCCGAGAGCUGCUGGUGGCCGCCCUGCAGACUGACAACGACCACGAGACGAUUGGAGUCGACUGUGAGCACCUCGCGGCACAAAUCGAAGAGCAGAUCUUCCAGGAGUUGAAGUCCACAGACAUGAAGUACAAAACUCGUCUACGGAGUCGCAUCUCCAACCUGAAGGACCAGAAGAAUCCAGACCUGCGCCGGAACGUCCUGUGUGGGAACAUCUCGCCUCAGCGCAUUGCGUCCAUGACGGCUGAGGAGAUGGCCAGUGCGGAGCUGAAGCAGAUGAGAGAGGCUCUGACCAAAGAGUCCAUCAGAGAGCAUCAGCUGUCGAAGGUGGGAGGAACCGAGACCGACAUGUUCAUCUGCAACAAGUGUCACGGAAAAAGCUGCACGUACACCCAGGUGCAGACCCGCAGCGCCGAUGAGCCCAUGACCACUUUUGUUUUGUGUAACAGCUGCGGCAACAGAUGGAAGGUGAGGAAAGACUAUGAACAGCAAACGACUCCAUGUCUGACAAAUGUUUAA